AGACUGGUUCAGUUUGCACCCGCGAUGGCACUUCUGUCGAUCCAAACACUAAUCGUGAUGUUAGUCCUGCGGCCGACCGGAACACAGCUGGUAGAGGCACUCCCAUCCGACUCGACCCAGUUGAUGCUGCUUCCGGAGCUUAUAUCCAGCGUUCUGAUGCGCUACUUUCGUCAUCCCUAUCAACCGGUACAGUUCUAUCUGGCGGCCAACAGUACGGACCAUCACCUGGAACAGCGGGACGUACUGAGCCUGGUGUUGCGCUACACGAGCGGCCACUGCACGGUGACGUUUGCGAACGUGGCAGACAACGCGGGUCCGCGCCAACCACAGCGCACACAGGCGAUCUUGCUCGGUGAGGAUGUGGAUGCUUUCGAGCGACUGCUUGCAAACUUCAGCCCCACAGCGAAUGACUACUCCGGACGCUAUCUGCUUGUUUUGACUAGCACGGAGCAGCCCAUCGAGUGGAGCCGGCUGUUCGGUCUGCUCUGGUCAAGACACAUGGUACACGUGAACGUACUACUGGUGACGGCGAACUCGACCGUACGGGUGUAUAGCUACGAUCCAUACUCACCGAAGCACUGUGGUCACCCGAUAGUGAAGCUGGUGACUGACUUCCCCUCCGGCUCCGGUGACAUCCGACGGCAGCGCAAUCUCUACCCACGGCGAAGAGUUACCAGCCUGCAUAACUGCACCCUGCGGGUUGGUUCGUUCGAGGCGAAACCGUACAUCUUUCUCGAGCGUAAAGCGGACGGCUACACCGAGCUCGGUGGGUUCGAAGGUGAUAUGUUGCGGCUGCUCGCUCACCGGCUACAGUUUCGCGUGAACGUGACGGAGCCGCUGCGUCAGUCGCAGUGGGGCGUGAUGGGAGCACCGGGCAAUAGUACCGGCACGAUGCAGCUGGUACAGGACGAGCUCGUCGAUCUGGUAAUCGCGUGCAUGGCGCUGGACGUGACGCGCUCCAUCUACCUGAAGCCGGGCUGUACGCACUACACCUCACGCAUCCUGCUGGCCGUUCCACCGGGUCGUCCAUACAGUGCGUUCGAGAAGCUGUUUCGCCCAUUCCGCACCGACAUCUGGACCGCGCUCGGUGCAAUGUUGGGCUGCGUGGUGACGGUCGUGGUGGUGCUUAACUGUGGUCAGCGGGCCCGCUCGUUGCGUAGGUUCGUGUACGGACCGUCCGUUCAGAUGCCACUGCUGCGGGCACUGUACGUACUGUGGGGCGGGACCGUGGUUGUGGUACCGAGGCGUAACUUUGCCCGCUCACUGCUGGCACUUUGGCUUAGCUUCACGUUUGUUUUGCGUACCCUUUACCAGGGCUCUCUCUAUCUGUAUCUGCAGCGUAGCGCCACCUAUCCACCGCUCGCAACGAUGGACGAGGUACAUCAGUCUGCGCUCCACUAUCACAUGGUAAACAUUGCGAUGCGCUUCUUUGUCGAUCGGCCCGAGAUUAGGGCACGCACCAACAUCAUACCGCCCGGGUUGGAUUCUUUGGGCGCCCAGGUUGCCGGUAUGGCGAACCACUACCGGGACCGUGUUGUCGUCUGUCCCCAGGACAUGGUCGCGUACAACAACAAGCUAAACCGUGCCCUGGGCGCCGGACAGUUCAUCCAAGUAACGCGCGAAUCAAUCACCCUCUUUCCGCUCACCAUUUACUAUCCGAAAAAGUCUUUCCUCACGCAACUGUUUGACCGCGAGGUGCGGCACAUCGUUCAGAGCGGGUUGAUGGAUUUCUGGGUGCGCAACUAUGGCGACUAUGACUUCGAGUCGAAGCGCCGAGCGCCGCAACAUUCGGGCGAACCGCGCAAGCUUACCGUGCAGCAUCUUGUCGGCGCUUACCAGCUGCUCGUUGCGAGCUAUCUGCUCGCGACGGUGGUGUUUCUGCUCGAGCUGGCCUCCGUACGGUCGUCGAAGAUACAGCGCGUGCUUGAGUUUUGUAUGGAUUAGCAAGGGAAUGUUGUUGAAUGUCCCUCAGCUGUAGUCAUCACAUCUCCAAUAAAUGAUAGUCAGCGCUUAGAGAAGUUUGGUGGCGAGCGGGAAUAGACGAGUGAGAUAUUCCAUGCAAUAUGAUGAACAGUCAUCCUGCUUCAGUCGCUUGCUUAAUUGCUGACACGCUGAGUAUUGACAGUCUGAUGCAUGUAAUUUCACACGAGCGUCUUGGUUCUUGCUUAGUUCUUGGAUAUGAGCUGAUGAUUUUCCGGUAAUAUCACUCAUAGUAAUGUUCCUUAUCCUGUUCUUGAAAGUCGCCUGGAGAUCAUUCAGAUAUUGUAAGGAUUUGUUUUUUCCUGUAAGGAUUCAAAGCGAUAGUUGCAACUGGCAGUUAUAAAUCUGGUUGUAUAUUAACAUCUCAAGUGCUGUUGCUACUUGGAUUCAUGAUGGGGACUCAACUUCGAUUAAACGAAUUGAUUAUACUAUUGUGAUUAUUGAUUAUCCCUUUAAUGUCCGUCGAGUAUUGCAUCGCUUAUCUGAUCACACAUCUUGUCUGAGUUGUCUAAGACUUCUCGCACGCCUCUAGUACUGUUAGUGGUUGGAAUCUUGAGAAGAACUGAACGAAGAGUAAACGAAGUUAUUAUACGAUUGUGUUCUCUUCAGUGUCCGUCGAGUAUUGCGUCACUUAUCUGAUCACACAUCUUGUCUGAGUUGUUUAAGACUUCUCGCACGCCUCUAGUACUGUUACUGGUUGGAAUCUUGAGAAGAACUGAACGAAGAGUAAACGAAGUUAUUAUACGAUUGUGUUCUCUUCAAUGUCCGUCGAGAAUUGCGUCACUGAUCUGAUCACACAUUUUGUCUGAGUUGUCUAAGACUUCUCGCACGCCUCUAGUACUGUUAGUGGUUGGAAUCUUGAGAAGAACUGAACGAAGAGUAAACGAAGUUAUUAUACGAUUGUAUUAUACCUUCAAUGUCCGUCGAGGAUUGCAUCGCUUAUCUGAUCACACAUCUUGUCUAAGUUGUCUAAAACUUCUCGCACGCCUCUAGUACUGUUACUGGUUGGAAUCUUGAGAAGAACUGAACGAAGAGUAAACGAAGUUAUUAUUGUUGGCGAGGGUGGAAAACUAAAGAGGUGGCCAAAUAUGUUUUACGUUUACAACACAAAAGAAACUUUAUUAGCACAUUCGAUAGCUGA
Messenger RNA from Anopheles stephensi (Asian malaria mosquito), 3121 nucleotides. RefSeq lists its product as uncharacterized. The record is from RefSeq and is a predicted model, not a curated record. The transcript has a single exon. Lineage: Eukaryota; Metazoa; Arthropoda; Insecta; Diptera; Culicidae. The coding region runs from base 25 to 1944 and encodes 639 amino acids.